UAGGUUAGGCACGCUCGGCUCGUCGGCUUCUCUCCCUCUCCCUCUCGCCCUCUUUCUGCUCUCUGUGCUGCCCUCUCUCCCUCUCGCCCUCUCUCUGCUCUCUGUGUUGCCCUCUCUAUCUCUCUGCUCUCUGUGCUGCUCCCUCUCUCUGCGACGCCGCCGGCUGCUCCCUCUCUCUGCGACGCCACCGGCCGCUCCUUCUCUCUGCGACGCAGCCGGCCACUCCUUCUCUCUGCGCUGCUCCCUCUUCAACGCACACUACUACCCAUCGAUGCCUGAAGAUAAGCAAAAAAUUGGCCUUUUAUGGAAACCCCAAUUGCCUGCUUUGUCAUCUUCAUUAAAAGAGGGAAAUCACGAAAUGGGCAGUACCUCCUCCCUCUGGAUGCCCCAAAACAAGCUUAUAGAUGGACUUUUUGUUCCCCCUAAAGACCCCAAAAAGAUCAAUAAAUUGCAAAGAAAGCAACUCAAGGAUACUACUGGCAAGAAAUGGUUUGAGAUGUCUGCUCCAAAUAUCACGUCUGAACUGAAGAAGGAUCUUGAAAUACUUAAGUUGAGAAGUGUUAUUGAUCCGAAGAGACACUACAAGAAAAGUGACUCUAAAACACUUCCAAAGUACUUCCAGGUGGGUACCGUUGUUGAACCCGUGUCAGAAUAUUUUUCAAGCCGUCUCACUCGGAGGCAGAGGAAAGCAACUCUUACGGAUGAGUUACUCUCCGAUCGAGGAUUUCACCAGUACAGAAAAAGGAAGGUGUCUGAGAUCGAGGAUGAGCGACGCGCUGCUAGUGGGGUAUCAAAAUGGAGAGAGAAAAAGAAGAAACACAAGUCACGCAAGCCUACACAUUGAUUACUUCAAGAUGAAGAUUGCAUUCGAUGUUGCAUCUGGUAAACUGGCAGUUAAUUGCACUUACCAUCAUAGAUCCAGGUUCGUGUGUGUGCAGGAGCAGAACCAGAGGAUUUGUGUAAGGGGGAUUCGGGAAGUCAACAACCGGCAUUGGUAAUUUUUGUUACCUUGAAAUAUUUUUAUGCACCGUCAAGACUUUCAAGACUUGGAGAGAACUUCAUGAAAAAAAUUGUAUAUAUAAUGAGGGUUAAACUAGAGAUGUGAUGUGCGCAAGUUUAGGAUCACUACAUGCUUGAAAGCAUUUCUUUAGCUGGUUACUUUUUUUUGGGAUGUAUAAGUCGGUUAUUUUUUAAGUUAGCACCUUCUGAGAAGGUGACAAAAAUUUGUGUUUGCGUUGAAGAA
Messenger RNA from Nymphaea colorata (pocket water lily), 1243 nucleotides. Its product is annotated as rRNA-processing protein fcf2-like. Gene Ontology annotation, molecular function: RNA binding. Gene Ontology annotation, cellular component: nucleolus. Lineage: Eukaryota; Viridiplantae; Streptophyta; Magnoliopsida; Nymphaeales; Nymphaeaceae. The transcript is spliced from 6 exons. Gene Ontology annotation, biological process: RNA processing. The record is from RefSeq and is a predicted model, not a curated record. Bases 272 to 844 code for a protein of 190 amino acids.